AUGUCCAAAUAUCACGCGAUAAAGGAUGAUGAAGAAUCAGUACUUCCCGGUAGCAGUUCUCAAGGCAACCGCCGGUCGAUAGAACCCAGCACUCCAUUAUUGUCUGGCUCAAACACAGACGAAGUACAAAUUGAGAUUGAAGACGAGCCUGGUAGUGCUUCUUCGUUCUCUUGUGUGAUUAAUUUAGCAAAUACAAUACUAGGCACCGGGAUGCUAGCCAUGCCAGCAGCAGUAGCUUCAGUUGGUUUAAUCUUUGGUAGUCUAAUGAUAAUCUAUGCUGGUACUGCAUCCGCGUUAGGAUUAUACUUGCUCUCCCGCGCGGCCGCCAAGACAGGAGGUCGUCGCUCGUCCUUCUUUGCAGUUUCCAAACUCACUUAUCCGUGGGCAGCCAUCUAUUUCGACCUGGCCAUAGCUGUAAAAUGCUUUGGCGUCGGAACGUCGUAUUUGAUUAUCAUAGGUGAAUUGAUGCCAGAAGUAGUCGCUGCUUCGGUUUGGGGAGCGGAAUAUGACUUGUUACUUGAUCGUCGAUUUUGGAUCACGGUCUUCAUGUUGGUCAUUAUUCCGUUGGCGUUUUUGAAGAAGCUCGACUCUUUAAGAUAUACAAGUCUACUUGCCCUGGUGGCCAUUGUAUACUUAAUAGUUAUUGUUAUUUAUAAUUACUUUGGGCCUGAUUACAGGGCUCCGCCGAGUGAUAAGAUACAUUUUGUGCGCUUCUCGUCCAAGUUUUUUACAUAUUUGCCAAUUUUUGUGUUUGCUUUUACUUGUCAUCAGAAUGUUUUCACGAUAUACAAUGAAGUGGGAGAUAAUAGUCAGACCAACAUUAACAAGAUUGUCUUUGGAUCUAUUGGAUCUUCGGCGAUGGUCUAUCAAGUAAUCGGUAUAUUGGGAUAUUUGACCUUUGGUGAAGAUGUGUCAGCCAAUAUAAUAUCAAUGUAUACUCCGAAUACAUUUAUUACUAUAGGCCGCAUAGGCUUUGUAAUCUGUGUUUUAUUCUCGUUCCCGCUGCAAUGCCAUCCUUGCCGUGCAUGUCUGGACAAGAUCAUUUCUGCCAUUACUACGAACGACACCGAUGCCAACAAGCCGUCAGACUUGAAGUAUUUUUUGAUGACUUCGGGAAUUUUGAUUGCGAGUUAUUUGAUUGCUAUAAUUGUUUCCCAGUUAGACUUGGUUCUCUCUUUUGUUGGGUCGACCGGAUCAACCGCAAUCUCGUUCAUUCUCCCCGGAUUAUUUUACUACAAAUUGUACCAAGACGAUCCGUGGGAUAAAGAGAAAAUAGUUUCAGUGUGCUUGGCCGGUUACGGUUGUGUGGUUAUGGUCGUAUGUCUGACUAUGAACGUAUUGCGUGUUUCAGCUGGACACUGA
This is a messenger RNA of Paraglomus brasilianum, 1362 nucleotides long. The record is from the annotation of a GenBank genome assembly. NCBI's taxonomy places the organism in Eukaryota, Fungi, Glomeromycota, Glomeromycetes, Paraglomerales, Paraglomeraceae.